AUUGUGGUUUAUUGUGAUUACUUCACUGCUAGCUAGAUAAAACUAAAAUUGGACGAGAAGGAAAAAUAAAAAUGGUUGUUCGAUAGCUUUGUUACGCGAACCUGCAUACUCUUCUAGCUGGCCACGUAGUACGUCUUCAUAGAUGAACAUUAUAUCAUCGGAGGAAGAAAACCACAUUUUAAUGCAUUCAGAUGCAGAGUGUCCCGGAGCCGUGUCUGGUGUACGGGUGCGGCCCAAGAAGAGAGCCGCUGUGGCUGAGCCGGCAUCAGCCGAGAACCAGUUGACCCGUUCAUCUGGGAGACAGGCCAACGUAAGGGUGAAGCGCUGCAGCAACUCUCCGGGUCAGACAAAGAGGAAAGCAACAGACACAGAGGAAGAUGAAGACCAGUCAGAGAAGAAGUACAGGAAGUGUGAGAAGGCCGGCUGCUCGGCCACAUACCCAGUGUGCUUUGCCAGCGCAUCCGAAAGAUGUGCCAAAAAUGGCUACACGUCUCGAUGGUACCAUUUGUCCUGUGGAGAGCAUUUUUGCAAUGAAUGUUUUGAUCACUACUACAGAAGUCAUAAAGAUGGCUAUGAGAAGUAUGCCAACUGGAAAAGGGUGUGGACCGGCAAUGGGAAAAGUGAGCCCAGUCUGAAAGCUUUCAUGGCUGACCAGCAACUUCCAUACUGGGUCCAGUGCACCAAGCAGGACUGUGGGAAGUGGAGACAGCUGACCAAGGAGAUCCAGCUCACUGCCUCGUUAGCAACAACGUACCGCUGCGGGAUGAAGUUCAAUAAUGUGAAGAGUGAAGGCACAGACCAGUGCUCCCAGCCUGAAGACAUGAGGGUGGCUGAAGUGAUUGACAGCUGGUGGCACUCCAUGUUAAUCCUCCCCCCGCUGCUGAAGGACAGCCCGGCCAGCGCCUUCCUCACGGCGUACUACCCGGACUGCGUGGGCAUGAGCCCCUCCAGCUCCCCCGCCAACCUCUCCCUCAGCGAGCUGAAGGCGGAGCACUGCCGGGUCACCCAGCCCCAGAUCCCAGGGCUGUGCCCCUACUUCCAGCCCUUUUACCAGCCUAACGAGUGUGGGAAGGCCCUGUGUGUGCGGCCUGACAUGAUGGAGCUGGACGAGCUGUAUGAGUUUCCGGAAUAUUCCCGUGACCCCACCAUGUACCUGGCUCUGCGCAACCUCAUACUGGCCUCCUGGCACAGAGACUGCAAGGAAGUGCUGACCCCGCAGAAGUGCGCGCCUCACAUCGUCGUGCGAGGCCUGGUGCGGGUGCGCUGCGUGCAGGAGGUGGACAGGGUGCUCCACUUCAUGACCCGGAAGGGCCUGAUCAACACCGGAGUGCUGUCCGUCACGGAGCCCCUGCUGCCCAGUCAGUACCACGACAAGAAGGCGGUCGUGAUCGGCGCCGGGGCGUCGGGCCUGGCUGCGGCGCGGCAGCUGAAGAACUUCGGCAUGCAGGUGGUCGUGCUGGAGGCGAGGGAUCGCGUCGGAGGGAGGGUCUGGGACGACACGUCGCUGGGCGUGACGGUGGGGAGGGGAGCCCAGAUCGUGAACGGCUGCAUCAACAACCCCAUCGGACUCAUGUGUGAGCAAAUGGGCAUAAAGAUGCACAAGCUGGGGGAGCGGUGUGACCUGAUCCAGGAGGGUGGGAAGACCACAGACCCGGCCAUAGACAAGCGCAUGGACUUCCACUUCAACGCCAUCCUGGACGUGGUGUCCGAGUGGAGGAAGGACAAGUCUCAACACCAGGACACCCCGCUAGGAGAAAAAAUCCAGGAGGUCUAUAAAACGUUCCUCCAGGAGUCAGGGAUCCAGUUCAGUGAGCUGGAAGAGAAAGUGCUUCAGUUUCAUCUGAGCAAUCUGGAGUACGCCUGUGGCAGCAACCUGGACCAGGUUUCAGCGCGUUCCUGGGACCACAAUGAGUUCUUUGCCCAGUUCUCUGGAGACCACGCGAUGCUCACUCAGGGCUACUCCGCGCUGCUCAGCAGACUGGCCGAGGGCCUGGACAUUCGCCUCAGCACCCCGGUUCAAGCGAUUGACUACUCGGGGGAGCUGGUCACGGUCACUUCAUCGACUGGGUCCCAGUGGACAGCACACAAAGUGUUGGUGACCGUACCGCUAGCUUUGCUUCAGAAGAACGCGCUUCAGUUUGCCCCGCCGCUUCCUGAAAGGAAGCUGAAGGCUAUUAACAGUCUCGGUGCCGGGGUCAUUGAAAAGAUUGCCCUGCAGUUCCCCUACCGGUUUUGGGACAGCAAGAUCCAAGGGGCGGACUACUUUGGGCACAUUCCACCAGGUCCUGACAAGAGGGGGAUGUUCAGUGUGUUCUAUGACAUGGAUCCACAGGGAAAGCAUAGCGUCCUCAUGUCCGUCAUCACUGGGGAUGCUGUGGCCACUAUCAAGGAUCUGGGGGACAAGCAAGUGGCCAACCUGUGCAUGAAGGUCCUGCGCGAGCUGUUUAAGGAACAGGAAGUCCCAGAGCCAGUGAAAUACUUUGUGACACACUGGAGCAAAGAUGUGUGGUCACAGAUGUCUUACAGCUUUGUGAAGACAGGGGGCAGCGGCGAGGCCUACGACAUCAUUGCUGAGGAAGUGCAGGGAAAAGUAUUUUUUGCUGGAGAGGCGACAAACCGACACUUCCCCCAAACAGUCACAGGAGCCUAUUUGAGUGGGGUGAGGGAAGCAAGUAAAAUUGCUGCUUUGUAACCCCUAAGAGAGAAUGGGUGGUGAUGGAGAAACCAGCAUGAGGACAGCCUUCAGAAGACACUACUGUAUGCCAUGCUGCAGACUAUGCCCUACAGCCAUUGGUUUAACCUGGUGUUACACAAUACCAAGAGCCAGUCACUGCAGUCGCACCUCUCCACUUCUCUCAGGCUCUCAGGAUGAAUGGCUGUGGUCUUUUCGUUUCAUUGCGUGGGUGCGGAUUUAUAAAUGGAAAAAAUCUUCUGUGUGGUUAGUUGUUUUUUUUUUUUUAAUGGUUUAUGAAAUAUUAAACUGCAGCAUAACACUAAAUCAUGAUUGCUAAUGAGGGUAGCAUUAUGGCUUUUACAUUUUUAAUUUAAUUUUGAACAAUAACCCUGAUGAUAUGACGUGGUUUGCACAAAAAGGUGUUUGUUCAUUACAUGAUAUUUAUAAUUCAUGCCAUAAAUCUGAGAAUUAUUUAAUGGCAUAUUUGCACGUGUGUACAAAUAACUGCUCCAUCAGCAAUUGGCUUUCAUAGAGCCAGUUCCUUUUUAAAACAUCUUGUAACUUAUUUCCAUAACCUAUAUAUUUCUUCACAUGUUUGAAGGCAGAAAUGUCUGAAGUGCUCAUUUGCAGAAAUGUAUGAAAUGUAUGUUCUUUUGUUCAAGGAUUACUUUUAAGAACAGUCUUAUGUAUAUAUUUUUAUGUAUGUGUGCAGCAUGUAACUGUUGUAGUAUGGCCUGUUUGACUGUGCAGAACUAUUAACUUGUUUAUUUCGACAUGAAUAUUUAUAAACCCACCUACCAACA
Molecule: messenger RNA, 3477 nt
Organism: Anguilla rostrata (American eel)
Lineage: Eukaryota; Metazoa; Chordata; Actinopteri; Anguilliformes; Anguillidae
Product: lysine-specific histone demethylase 2
Exons: 21
Coding region: 143-2692 (849 amino acids)
Biological process (GO): positive regulation of transcription by RNA polymerase II; negative regulation of transcription by RNA polymerase II
Molecular function (GO): zinc ion binding; flavin adenine dinucleotide binding; transcription factor binding
Source: RefSeq, a predicted model, not a curated record